CAGAUUUUAGUGCCUUUCUGUGGCGUGUGAAACAGGGAGGGGUGCGGUGAAAGGAUCUUGUGGCUGUACCGUUAAACUGGAGAAAGUGUAUAGCUAGCUUGCUAGCUACUCGUGAGACCCUUUCGACUACUUUGGGGAGUUGCUUCAGAAAGGUUAGCUGUAGCUUCAACGUUCGAAGAAAUAUUGGAAGGAAGAGGCAGCGGAUGAUCUAAGCGGAAAUUGGUUUCUUCUCCUGUUAAGAAACCAAAUGGGGAAUCUGUUAAAGGUUCUCACCUGCACAGAGCUAGAGCAGGGACCAAACUUUUUCCUUGACUUUGAAAACGCACAGCCCACAGACUGCGAGAAGGAAGUGUGGAACCAGGUCAAUGCUGUCCUGCGGGACUCAGACAGCAUCCUCUCCGGCCUGCAGGCCUACAAGGGAGCCGGGCAGGAGAUAAGAGAGGCCAUACAGAACCCCAAUGACAUGCUGAUGCAGGAGCGGGCGUGGAACUCAGUCUGCCCCCUGGUCAUACGGCUGAAGAAGUUCUACGGCUUCUCCCUGAGACUAGAGAAAGCUCUGCAGAGCCUUCUGGAGUCGCUCACCUGCCCCAACCUCAGCCCCACGCAGCACCUGGAGAAGGAGCAGGCCCUGGCCAAGCAGUUCGCCGAGAUCCUGCACUUCACGCUGCGCUUCGACGAGCUCAAGAUGAGGAUCCCUGCCAUCCAGAACGACUUCAGCUACUACCGGCGAACCAUCAGUCGCAACAAGAUCAACAACAUGAACCUGGACAUCGAGAGCGAAGUCAACAACGAGAUGGCCAAUCGAAUGUCCCUCUUCUACGCCGAGGCCACGCCCAUGCUGAAGACCCUGAGCACAGCCACCACGCAGUUCGUGUCUGAGAAUAAAACGCUGCCCUUGGAGAACACCACAGACUGUCUGAGCACCAUGGCCUCCGUGUGCAAAGUGAUGCUGGAGACUCCGGAGUACACGAGCAGGUUCAACAGUGAGGACACCCUGCUCUUCUGCAUGCGGGUGAUGGUGGGCGUCAUCAUCCUGUACGACCACGUUCACCCGGCCGGAGCCUUCACCAAGUCCUCCAAAAUCGAUAUGAAGGGAUGCAUAAAGGUGCUGAAGGACCAGCCUGCAGACAAUGUUGAAGGCCUUCUCAAUGCCUUGAAGUUCACCACAAAACACCUGAACGACGAGACGACUCCAAAAGCCAUCAGAGCGAUGCUUCAGUAACGUUUUUUUAUAUGAAGAGGAUCCGUUACUGACCUCAAGAGAUGUACAUGUUUACAUAAUUUAAGGACUCGAUGUUAAUACUUGUGUGUAUUUACAUAGUCAAUCCCUCCUGGUUACUGAAACUUAUAGAAAAUGUACCUUUAUUCUGAGAUUAAUUGCCUAUACUGUUUGUUUGUUGAAGCACAAAUUAAUGACCUUUCAGCCUUACAAACUGAAUCAUGCAAAUUGCUUGGCUUGCGACGUUUUGGACGUUACUCCGGUUACCGCACGUGAAAGACUGUAAGGGGUGAAACCGUCGGUUGUUCAGUAUACUCUGAGAGCUUCGUAGGGUAGCUGUGACCACUUACUUGCAUAUUGCAGAGAUGUCGUUGGUGUUUAAAUGGUUCUUUUCUGUGAGCAGUAACUGACAAGAAAGGUGGUUGUGUGUGUCACGAGAAAUAAGUGUACCAAAUGUGUGUCUGUGCGAGUGUGUGCGCGUGUGUGAGUGUGCGCGCGUGUUUUUACAUUUUAAACCAUAUGGCAGCAGAGGUGGGAUUAUUUUGUGUGUGUGUGUGUGUGUGUGUGUGUGUGUGUGUGUGUGUGUGUGCGCAUGCCUGUGUGUGUACAUGUUGCUUUGUUUUUGCGUUGUUUUUUUGUUUUUUGUUUGUGAUAUUUCAGCGUCUAACAUAAAUUCAUUGCUUGAAAAUACAGCUUUAAAUUCAAAUAAAAAAUGUGACAGUAAGUAUUUUUAACCGUGAUAUGAAGUGGAUCAAGGCAACAUUCCCUUGGAGGUGUCCUUUCUUCAUGUAGCAUCCUGUGGCUAUGUGCGAUAGCUUCUGUGCUAAAAGAGUGGGUAGCGUUUCGUGGCCUACUUUUUGGGGUUUUCUGUUCUCUCAGUUCUCACAAUCGACAGAGUAUGAAUCGGACCGAGACUUCUGACAAUGUAAAAGCAAGGCCGUGCGUGAAUCAACCAACAUACAAACUGUCGACACAAGAGCAACAACUAAGAUCCAAGUCGCCUAUUCGUUCUUUAGUUAACCGAUAGCCUACAGCAGAUUAACUUUUAAGAGCGGUUGCAGUAUAAACUUUUGAAUAUAUGUAAUUAUCUUGCUUGCAGGGGACAAACGUAAAACAAGUAUAAUUUGCCAGUUUUUGUAACCGCAUUACAGUUUAUAACAUUCUCAUUUCUCAACGGAGGGAAUAGUCUUUACUUUAAUUGUGGCAAUACUUAUUCGUAAAGUGCAGCUGAGUUGAGUUAACUGUAUUGGCUUUAGAUUGUUGCGGCUCUAUAAUCAUUCGGACGAGUUAUUCGCUUAUUAAUGCAUUUGGGAUGAGUAAAGUAAUGAGGUUGCGGUUUGGUAGAUAAGAGACGUUGCGUGCCUGUGGCGAUAAUGACGGAUGAUGAUGUUGCAGUACGUGUGGACCUAUCGCAUUAAAGCAGGGUCUCUCUUUACUGCACGACUGCACACCAGAGCUACUGAAGCAUGGCGGAUGGCAUGCAGUAAGUCUUCUAACCGGCCAGCUGCUUACGCGUGUAAUUACCCCUGUGAUUUAGCCCAUGUAACUUUACAUUUAUACGGACCUGGAAGUCUUGCUGGAUCGAGGCUCCGCAGCAGUUGGUGUGGAUUGUGGAAGCCCGGUGGUAUUCAGAACUAUGCGCUGAAAUCGCCUGUUUUACUCGCGUAACGAGAUUAUUAUUAUUAUUAUUGCCGUAGCUGUUCGCUUGCGUUGAACUCUUGCUUCGUCUUGCCAGAACUGGUCUCACAAGUCAUUAAAAAAAUAUAUAAAUAUUCAAGGAUGAUAGAGAGUGUGAACGAAUGUCAAAUCAAAUUACACCAGUUGCAUGUACUGCCCUUAAGCGUUAAAUAUGACGUCAAAUAUGACGUCUGGAGGUGGAAGUAGUUAAUUGGUCCACAUUGGUAGACGUGCAUCUCCACUGCUUGCUCUGAACUGGUGGACCAAAUUAAGUAAGAAUUUACCUGUCAUCUUUGCAACCUGAAAAGGAGGCGUGGUUGCUGUUCUUUCCAAAGUAAGCCCCAAUGGCGUAGAUAUUAUUUUUAUUUUGAUAAUCUGAUUUGUACUUGGGAAGACUGGUCAGUAUGAGCGUUUCAUUUGAAGGUUGAAGCGCUCGCUCGCACAGAGGGGGAACGGCAUUCAUUUGAAGUUAGGCUAAAUACCGGGAUAUACUUGCCUUGAGCUGAACCUGUGUACUUUUGUUUUUGUGUGUUAUUUUUUCUUCUCAUACCAUUAUCUCCUGUUGAUAAUUGUUGACCAAAGUGGCAUUAAAUAUAGGUUUGGGUACCCAAGAUCUUUGUGCUCGUCUAUGCAGGUAUAUGUGUCUAUAAAAGGUGUAAUAGGGAUAUUAGUAUUGACCGCAAGAAAAAACUGAAACAAGAGAAAAAUGGUAUAAAUGAAGUUUUAUGAAUUUGAAACACUUAAAUUAUUUGAAAUAUCUAAUAAAUAUAAGUGAUGUGAUGGUCUGGGUAUCAUUUGUAGUUAGAAGGGUCUUUCAGUUGAGUUGAUAGAUGGGCGUUGCUAUUGGAAAUAUUGUCCUCAGAAUAGAUUAUGAUGCAUAACGUGACCGGAAAGGUUUAUACAAAUUCUUUUUCAUUUUUUUCAGUCAUAUAGAAACCACUUUUGGGCUUCACACGUCAUUCACGUAUCACCCCAUGCAUUCCCGCAUUUACACACAUAUAGACUAAACAAAACAAUGUGCAGUUACUAUGCGUUUGCUUCAUAAAUAAACAUUAGCCAUAACUAACAAAAUGUAAGAAUAUGCACCAUAUGUACAAUGCCCGUAGUAUUAAAUAGACAUUUUUAGUCGUGUGUGCUAUUCCGUGUUGUGUAAUCAAUGCAUUUUUUUCUCCAUGCUAAGAGAUUUAAAGAAUAAAUGUGACACGUGGGUGAGUGCUUUUAAAACGGCAUUACCUAAAAUGCAUCGGUUGUCAUAAAACAUAAGAUUAAACCAAAUGGAGUAAUCCCAUCAAAAUGUUUGUAAAAUUCCCUCCAGUGUAGCAAAAAGAUGCCACCUUUGAAGAGUUCAAGAUAAGCUAAAUGCAGGUUUCAUUAAAUGUUUGUUUUAACUGAUGCUGUUCUCUGUUCAGUAAUUUUGAAAAAAUGAUUAAAUGUUCAUUAUUGGUUUUUGCUUUAUAUUGCAUAUUGAAUGGAUGUGUGAAUUGAAAAUAAAAGUUGGUACAUUUCUUCA
This is a messenger RNA of Conger conger (European conger), 4406 nucleotides long. RefSeq names its product family with sequence similarity 49 member A (gene cyria). The record is from RefSeq and is a predicted model, not a curated record. Gene Ontology annotation, molecular function: small GTPase binding. Gene Ontology annotation, biological process: regulation of actin filament polymerization. The transcript has 12 exons. NCBI's taxonomy places the organism in Eukaryota, Metazoa, Chordata, Actinopteri, Anguilliformes, Congridae. Bases 248 to 1222 code for a protein of 324 amino acids.